CGGUCGACGCUCUUCGCCGGUCUCGCCUCAUCUUCAAUGGUCAUGAAAGCCUGGUGCCACUUCCUGUUCGCGCUGCUGUGCUCGGGCGUCGUCGCCAUGCCGACGCCUGAGGAAUGCGCGCCUCUGCUCGCCCCGUUGCCGCUGAACGACCGCCAACAGCUGUCGGGCAAGUGGACGUUCAUCUCGGGCUACACGGACAACAAGGUCUUCGACGCCAUCCUGAAAAUCAGCGGGAACACCCGUGUCACCAUCAGCGCCGCCGCCCACAACGACAAGGACUUGGUCCUCUACGAGGAGAUGAUGAUGAACGGUACCUGCUUCGGCACCAAGAUGAACAUGUCCAUCGACGGCAACGUGGCAUCCGGCAAAAUGCAAAACAUCUCGUCCGCCUACCACUUGCUGCCCACGUGCGACGGCUGCCAGUUGUUAAGCAUCAACAGCACGGGUCAUAACCUGAAGACCUUCCUGGAGGCUUUCGGCAUCCACCUCGACGAAGCCGUCAACGAUGAGAUCAGUGCCCGCUCCCUCUACCUGUUCGCUCCGGGGAACACGGUCAAGGACUCAGACCUGGAACAAUUCAAGAAGCAGGCCCACUGCUUGGGCUUCUCCGGGGAACCCAACUUCAUAAUCGACCCCAAACAAGACUUCUGUGACGGCCACGAGGUGGUCAUGCUCAACUGACGUGCUGAUUAAAGAAACCAAAGAGCAA
This is a messenger RNA of Hippocampus zosterae (dwarf seahorse), 709 nucleotides long. RefSeq lists its product as uncharacterized. Bases 37 to 681 code for a protein of 214 amino acids. NCBI's taxonomy places the organism in Eukaryota, Metazoa, Chordata, Actinopteri, Syngnathiformes, Syngnathidae. The record is from RefSeq and is a predicted model, not a curated record. The transcript is spliced from 6 exons.